UGUGUGGUGGACUUCCCUCGCGCUUUCCAGAUGACUUCGAAAAGCGGCGAAGGAGCGUGGAGUGUGGAAGAGUCUCUUCCCAACCGAUGAAUAUUAUUGGCGCAGUAAAGGUGACGAGGAAGGACCGGCAUCUGGAAACAUCGCAUUCUCUUCCCGCCACUUUUAAGCGGGACUACAAGCUGCCUUCGCGGUUUGGAAGUG
Molecule: messenger RNA, 201 nt
Organism: Closterium sp. Naga37s-1
Lineage: Eukaryota; Viridiplantae; Streptophyta; Zygnematophyceae; Desmidiales; Closteriaceae
Source: the annotation of a GenBank genome assembly